Aspergillus saccharolyticus JOP 1030-1 is the source of this 1188-nucleotide messenger RNA. RefSeq names its product TauD/TfdA family dioxygenase. The record is from RefSeq and is a predicted model, not a curated record. The coding region runs from base 37 to 1143 and encodes 368 amino acids. Gene Ontology annotation, molecular function: oxidoreductase activity. NCBI's taxonomy places the organism in Eukaryota, Fungi, Ascomycota, Eurotiomycetes, Eurotiales, Aspergillaceae. The transcript is spliced from 3 exons.
GAGCGUUGGAUCUGUGAAGCCAGACGAGAAACCACCAUGGCACCUACUGUUCAUUCGCUAACGCCGCCCUCCGGCUCCGACAUCGACUUCGGAGCCGUCAUCAACAACGUCGACCUCGAGAACCUGACCGACGACGACUUCCACACCAUCCACGACGCACUAUACAAGCACCUCGUCGUCGUCGUCAAAAACCAGCACCACCUCACCCCACGCGCCCAAUACGAGCUGACGCGACGCUUCGACCCCACCGCCUCCUCCUACGGCCAUGGCAAAACAAUCGACGCAAAGCGCUCGAUCCUACACCCCGACCUGAAGACAGUCCCCCACCAGCCACAAGUCCAAGUUAUCGGCCACGGCCACAUUGACAGCUACGAGGGCCUGACCGACAUUCAGCUGAAGCACCCGCAUCACCGCACCUUCCAUCGAGACCCGAUCCCCGAGGCCGAAGACCACGACUUCACGCGCUUCUACCGCUGGCACAUCGACGCCGCGCUGUACGACCUGCACCCGCCGCGGGUGACCACGCUGCUGGCCGUGCGGGUGCCGCGUGGCCGCCGCCAGACGCUGCGUUACGACGACGGGUCCGAUGAGACGCUCGAUGUGCCGCUGGGUACGACUGCGUUUGUCAGCGGUGAGCGCAUGUACAACCUACUCUCUGAGGAGGAUAAGGAGUUUGUGCGCACGAGUCGGGUGGAAUAUGCGCCGCAUCCAUACAUCUGGAUGUCCCCCGCCCGCGCCCUCCCCACAGGCCUAGGUCUCUACUCCGAAGACCGCGAGCUCCCCACCGCCUCCCUCCCGGCUAUCGACCAGACCAAAAUCCAGAUCCUGCCUAUGGUGUGGAAGAACCCGGUCACCGGUGCCCCGGCCGUGCAGAUCCACCCCUCCGCUAUGCGUAAGAUUCAUCUGAAAGAUGGCACCGUCAUCGACGAUUUGAAGGAAGUCCGGAAUAUAGUGUACCGGUUGCAGCGGCCGGCCAUUAGUCCCCAGUAUGUGUAUCCGCAUGAUUGGGAGGAGGGAGACCUCGUCUUGUUUCAUAAUCGGGGGGUGCUGCAUUCGGUGGUCGGAGCCUUUGGGGAGGGGGAGGUCCGGUUGUUUAGACAGUGUAAUUUGGCAGCGGGGGAGGCGCCGGUUGGGAUGGAGUGAAAGGGGUAUUCGAAGGGUAAGGAGUUGUAUAGAUAGAUAAUUGGG